AUGCCACGGAAAUACCCGGCAUCACCGGAACAAGCGACUUUCGAGUUGCCAUCGCUUCCUCCAUGGCGAACUCCUAGAAUCAAAAUCUUGCAGAACACACCUCUGCGUAGGGGUCCUUUGAUCAGCAGCGCGAGCAACAUCUUUGAAACCCCACAGCCAGUUCCAACACCAAGAGUCCCGGGGAAAGACGCAGAAAGCUACGAUUAUUCGCCGUUCUGUGAUAAGAAGCUUUUGCGGGAAAGCAAGCAACUCCAACUACAACAGUCCGAGAUAGCCACGCAUUGCCUUGUGUUCCACAACGCACGUCAGGGAGACCCGAUUUUACUACGCCCCGAUAUGAACCUGUGGUGCUGUGACAGCUCUGAUGAUGAGCAUGAGGGCCUUAGGAACGAUGAUUCGGCCGUCCCUGCCGUUUUCGACAACGCUGGGUAUGCUCUUUCUCGUGAAUUACCAGACUACAAACCUUCCAGAAGACCUAACUCAAGGAAGCCGGAGCCAAAUUUUGCCCUCAUCAAGCAUUCACUCCAAAGUUACUGGGGAAGCCCAGAACUAGUCAAUUCGCUCGACAACAAGCAGUUGCAAGACCAAUAUCACGUCUUACACCAAGAGCGCCAAAAUAUGCGCGCAGUAAAGGAAGAGCUGCAGAGCCGCCAAGAGGUGCUACCAGUAGGGAGAAAUACAGAGGCAAAGGCGAAUAUUCUACUCCAGGAACUCGAACGAGACGAAUCCUGGACCCAGCAGGCCGGGAAAUGUAGACCUAAUGCAUAG
Messenger RNA from Lachancea mirantina, 768 nucleotides. The record is from the annotation of a GenBank genome assembly. Lineage: Eukaryota; Fungi; Ascomycota; Saccharomycetes; Saccharomycetales; Saccharomycetaceae.